AUGGCAAAUCAAACGGCAGUCACCACCGCGCAAGCUCCUUCUCUGCGUCUCUUCAGUAAGGUUUCAGCAAGACCAGGAGAUUCUAAGUUGAUAUUUAGGCUAAUCCAUUUCUGGGAAGCUAGAAACAAUUCGAAUGAAGGCAUACUACUUGGGUUCGAUAUGCUGAUUAUUGAUGAAGAACUAUGUGUUGAUGCCUUAUUUUCUUCCGAAUUCCUAAUUGUAUGGCUGUCGAUAAGUACUGUAGCUCAGGGAUUCAUCCCUAAAAACCGUCUCAGCCGAUAUGAGAAUGAUCUCGGACAUGGCUGCAUCUACACUCUCACAAACUUCUUUGCAUCCAACAACAAGGUGAUGUACUGUGUGGAUAAUCAGAAGCUGUACUUCACCACUCUUAGUCAUCACCUGAUCAAUAGUUAUUCUUCAAGGUUGGCUGCGAAUCCGCCUGCUGCUUCUUCAGUCAACAAGGUAGAGAUAGUUAAAGUUGAAACGCUCAAAAUGCGUGGGAAUGCUACCUUCAUCAAGCGUGAACCUCAAAACACCUAUGCUACCUUAAUUGCCUACUUUGACUGCAUUGCCACAACCGAUGAUGUUAAGCUUGGCACUGAGUGGUAUUUCAUUGCUUGCAAGGAUUGUCAAACAAAGUUAAACCAGGGACCUACAACUUUCAUAUGUCCAAAAUGCAGAAAUGAAAAUGCUACUGCAAUAGCCAACUUCCGGGUGGAAUUAUCCGUCUAUGAUAAUGAGGAGCAGUCCAUGUUCAUCAUUCUUGGAGAUGCUGGAAAAGAGCUGAAAAGCAGAAGAGAAACAGAGUUAAUCGAUAAAUAUGCAGAGGAAAAUGGUGGCGAUGGUGCUGAGCAUGAGGUCCCACUACCACAAUGUUUCAUCGAUACCAUAGUACAGACACACAAAUUCAGGAUCAAGGUGGCCCACUUCAAUUUCACAUCGAAGAUGACCUUGACUGUUACAAAAUUAGUCUCCCCAGCAGUCCUACCUCCUAAAGACCGACCAGCUGACAUGUCAGCUCUGCCUCCAGCCAGUGAGCUCACGCUCCUGUUAAGCAUUCUCUACGGAAGUUUCCUCUGCCGCAUCCUCACCGACGACCGAUUCCACGCUUACAGACAAAUGAAAAUCGUUGCCCUUGCUAUCAGCCAAUUCCCCCGUGUUAUUAAAAUCCCUAACUCGAUUGAGAUCCACACCAACCGCACCACCCAAGACCUUACGAUGAGCUUUUAUCGCCGCAUCCAAGAAUUUUGGGCCGAACAGCGAACUCCCGCGGUAUCCGGAUUGGUCAUCACGCCUUUUCCCUUCUCGGAGUCCGAGAACCACCGAGGGAUUGACAUAAUUGGAUCACUGAACGACCAAGCAAUCGAUCUCAGUCAGAAACCGGAAUAUGAUACAAAAACAAUACAGAGGCGGCGACGGCUGAUCUGA
Molecule: messenger RNA, 1428 nt
Organism: Eruca vesicaria subsp. sativa (arugula)
Lineage: Eukaryota; Viridiplantae; Streptophyta; Magnoliopsida; Brassicales; Brassicaceae
Source: the annotation of a GenBank genome assembly